AGCGGGUUGAAAACUUUGUUACCAACUCUACUAUUUUGGAAAAAAGAUCCGCCAGAUUCACGCGCUGCCCGGUUGGUUACUUUACUUGAGUCUGAGCAAAAAACCCUCUGACCUCUUCUCUUCAUCCGUAUACGGGUGAAUCCGUCCGCAAUCCGCAAAUCUUCUCUUCAUUCCCCUCUCUCCGAAUUGCGGUUCCUGCUCAGGUGUUACUUUCUACUGCGACUCUCCGUUGGAGGUCCGCGGCGGAUCAGAGUUUUGAAGCAGGAUAGCAACUUUCUCAAUGUUACAGCGAUGCAGCAGAGCGGUUUCUCGACUCUCGAAGCUUGGGUCGACUUCUCCUAUGGAGGCGCUGCGGAAAGAUGUAAUCUUUACGCCACGGCAUUGGUAUUCAACGGCUGCUGCAACUUUGGCGCCUGCUCCUAAUGAUUCUCCUGCUAUGAGCUCUCCCGUAAAAUCAGUGGUAAAUUUGGAUAAAAUGUUCUUGUCAAAGCCCUGUUCAUUGGCUCUGGCUCCAGAUUCCCGGCUCAGAAUUGAAGAGCCAAAAUACGAGGGACUCCGCCAUGUUAUCUAUAAGAUGCUAUUGUUUUAUAGCAAGCAAAGCACAUCUAUUCGGGGAGCAAAUGUGGUGUACCGAAGGAUCCUUCAUCAAGUAGAUAAACCUGCUAUUUAUGAAGUUUUCAAUAUGGAGAAGACCUUUAAGAUGACCUUUUCACUACUUGUACUUCACAUGUGGCUUUGCUUACGCCGUCUAAAACAAGAAGGAAAAGAAGGUGCUGAAUUUGGGCAAUACCUUUAUGAGAGAUACAAUCACGAUGUGGAGCUUAGAGUAUCCAAAGAAGGGGUAAUUUGGUUAAAUGCAUUUUACAAGAUAUUUUAUAGUGUCGCAUCUUUCUGCUUCUGUUUGCUUACUUCGCAAUGGCAGGUUAACUUGUUACUGACAAAAUGGAUGAAAGAGUUGGAGAAAAUUUUUUAUGGAAAUAUUGUUGCUUAUGAUGCUGCCUUACUGCCGGAGGCUAAACCAGAUGAGCUGCCGAAAGUCAUAUGGAGGAAUGUGUUUGCAGACGAUGGUGAAUCACAGCCAGAUGAUGCUGCAUCGCGCACCGCAUUGACAAGGUAUGUCCGUCGAGAAGUCAGUUGUUUUACAUUAACAGACAAAGAAGCCAUGUAUUCAGGGAACUUCAUGUUCACGUCCUUGGACAACAUUCCAUCGGUUUCUGCCAAGAGAUAGAAUAAAGUAGAUGGUGUGAAGAUCUUUGAACUCCAUAGCAGGCCGCUCUUGUACGAAAGCAGCUUUCAUUGCUCGAAACAGUCCUCUUCUUGCUACAUGGAUUUUAUACCUACAAUAGAAUGUUACAUUACUUGCAUACUAUUCAUCAGCCAAAGAUGACUGGAAAGAGGCCAAGAAGGAAGCUCAAAACUUGAGGAACCCGAGAACAAUAAUCAGAUCUCAUGAUACACUGUUUGUAGUGCUAUAGUUUUAGUCGUCUCAUGAGAAGUUUGUUGUUACACAAAAGCAUCAAUUGCCUAUUUUUUCUAUGUCAUAUCUUGGACGGCCACCUGCCCGGUCCAACCGCUGCGAACCAAUAUAGGGGCA
Messenger RNA from Linum tenue, 1594 nucleotides. NCBI's taxonomy places the organism in Eukaryota, Viridiplantae, Streptophyta, Magnoliopsida, Malpighiales, Linaceae. The record is from the annotation of a GenBank genome assembly.